Messenger RNA from Canariomyces notabilis, 1340 nucleotides. RefSeq names its product purine nucleoside permease. NCBI's taxonomy places the organism in Eukaryota, Fungi, Ascomycota, Sordariomycetes, Sordariales, Chaetomiaceae. The record is from RefSeq and is a predicted model, not a curated record. Gene Ontology annotation, cellular component: endoplasmic reticulum. The transcript has 2 exons. Gene Ontology annotation, biological process: transmembrane transport. The coding region runs from base 117 to 989 and encodes 290 amino acids.
CCAAAAGCGGUCUCGGCGAUCUCCUAGCCCGCAACAUCUCCGCCCCCGGCCUCUCCGUACAAUUCCCCCACAUCCACUGCACUUCAGACGGGUCCAUCUGCCAGGUAACCACAGCCAUGGCCGAGAUCAACGCAGCCGCAACCAUGACGGCCGUCAUCCUCUCCCCGCACUUCGACCUGCGCAAGACCUACUUCCUGAUCGCAGGCAUCGCCGGCGUCAGCCCAAAAGUCUCCACCCUCGGCGGCGUAGCUCUGGCUCGGUACGCCGUCCAAGUCGCGUUGCAGUACGAGUUCGACGCGCGGGAGAUGCCGGGGAAUUUCUCGGUCGGGUACGUCUCGUACGGGACCACCGCGCCGAAUCAGUACCCGAAGACUUUUUAUGGGACUGAGGUGAUGGAGGUUAAUGCAGCGCUGCUCGAUGUGGCGUUUGGGUACGCGUCCAAGGCCAAGUUGGCGGACAAUGCCGAGGCGGAGAGCUAUCGUGCACGGUACAAGGCUGGGGGUGAGGAGUUUGCGGCCGCGACGAGGGGUCCGAGUGUGGUCAAGUGCGAUGCGGCCACGAGUGAUGUGUAUUACUCCGGGACGAUUCUCAGCGAGGCGUUUGAGAACGUCACGGCCAUUUGGACCAAUGGCACGGGCAAAUAUUGCAUGACGGCGCAGGAGGAUAAUGCGACUCUUGAAGUCUUGAUGCGCAUGGCCAUCCACGGCCUGGUUGAUUUUGCGCGCGUCAUCGUUAUGCGGACGGGGUCUGACUUUGAUCGUCCGCCUCCUGGUGUCAGUGCAUACGACAACCUCUUCGUAGUCCAGCAGAACGGGUUUGAAAUUGCCAUUGAGAAUAUCUAUCUUGCGGGCGUUGAGAUUGUGAUGGGCAUCUUGAAGGAUUGGAACCGCACCUUUAAGAAGGGAAUUGCACCCAAAAACUAUAUCGGCGACGUCCUUGGCAGUUUGGGCGGCAGUCCAGACUUUGGCCCGGGAAGCACGACGGCUUGAGCGGGAAGAAGGUUGCGCCCUGAUAUCUCUUAGCUACGUCUUGCGACGGCACUGGGGUUUUUGCCGGUUGAUGAUGAAACGCAAGACGCAAAGCUCACUGGCAUCACUGCAUGAGACAGUGGCUUUCUGAGUUCGAUGUAAGCUCAUGGGGAAGGGACUGCACAAUAGCCCUGCGGUAUAUGUGCCUUCUCUGACCGAUGGUGAGGAGGAGGCUUGUACAUUCUAGCAUUCAAACUUGAGUUCAUCAAGUUCGAAAUGGUAUCAAAGGCACUGUAUAUACUUACAGGAAGGUUUUCUAGAUGACAUUACCCCCUUCCGCCUUUAGAUGUGGACCGGUGAUUAUUAUCUAAA